Anopheles maculipalpis is the source of this 1382-nucleotide messenger RNA. RefSeq lists its product as uncharacterized. Bases 1 to 1371 code for a protein of 456 amino acids. The record is from RefSeq and is a predicted model, not a curated record. The transcript has a single exon. Lineage: Eukaryota; Metazoa; Arthropoda; Insecta; Diptera; Culicidae.
AUGACUGAAGAAUUGCAGACCCAACAGCAGGCCCCGGCGGCUCCAAUGCAACCACAGCCAAAGCAACGUCUCGGCCCACAAGACUAUCGCAACUCAGAGCUAGUAACGAAAUUGAUGGCCGCCAAUCCGCCUUAUCUCUAUUCACCGGCGGUUGGUCCGCACAAUUUCUUCUUCAGCGAAAUGCUUCGAUCGUUGGUGGCCAACAAGCGGAACGAAAGUUUGCGCAACGCAUCGGAACAACUGCACCAUCAUCAGCACCAGCAACAGCAGCCUACGCAACAACAUCAUCCCCAACAACAGCCACAGCAGUCAGUUCCACAUCCGAACCAUCUUACAAAUCAUUUGACAUUGCAAGCGGCAUCAUCCCGUCGGCCUCGCAAACGCUCCUGGAGCCAGCAUCGAUACUAUCCGGAAGCAAUAAAAGAAGGCAAAGACGUCGAUGACAAACUGCGGCCUACCCAGCCGGAGAAGCCUCUCGAGCUGACCAACAAACUGUCUGCUUUCAGUCGAAACAUUUCCUCCACGGCACCGAAAUAUCCCGACGGACUCGAACCAUCCGAAGGCUUCAAAGCACCAACGUUCCAGGAACGAAAAUCGGACGACUCGAAACCACCGACGACUGCGGCUGGCGUUUCGGAAAAGUCUCCCAUCAAUAAUACGACCCUCAUUCAGGAACCACCGGCAGCUUCGAUGCCCCCAUCAGAUCUCAUACUCCCACCACCACCACCCGUCUGGUACCCACCGCUCUAUCCACCGUACGGUAUCGAUCCGUUACAUUUCUUCAUUGAUCUACGCGUCUCGGGACAUAUCUACGAUCGCAAAAAAGAAUCAAACUCAUCGAACAGCUCCGAUGAUUCACUUCUGUCGGUCAAGCGCGAACACUCGAAGCUCAUCGGCACGGGCAACGAUCGACAAGGGUCAGCAUUUAGCGUACCGAAGCCCCGAGAAACGGGGACGAUUGGUGGUACCAGAACGACUCCGAUUAAUCUUGCCGCUCCCCAAGAGGACGGUGAUGGUGUUACGGGAGAGGUUGGCUACGGGGGCAAAGAAUCGACCGAACAACACACUCCACCGAUGGGAUCACUGUUCUUGGGCGAUGUUACCGACCACAAGACGAUGGAAGCGAUCAAGAGCACCAACUAUGUGCUGCAGAACCUUCCAAGGAUUUAUGGGGAUUUGAACGGGAAUCACAAGAUCGCCGAUCGAUGCUUGACGGACGAUGAGACGAAUGGGAAUAUGAGCGAUGAGCAGGAGCAGGACAGCAAAUCCGUUGGAUCGACGGAUGAUUUGAUUGGGGAUGACAGUAAAUACAAAGACGUGGAUUUGAAUGUGAUCUCCGACGAGGAAUCUAUUGCAGUCGAUGAGAAUUAAAUAAAAUUGAG